Messenger RNA from Sycon ciliatum, 369 nucleotides. RefSeq lists its product as uncharacterized. The record is from RefSeq and is a predicted model, not a curated record. Bases 1 to 369 code for a protein of 122 amino acids. Lineage: Eukaryota; Metazoa; Porifera; Calcarea; Leucosolenida; Sycettidae. The transcript has a single exon.
AUGGUUGACCCUCGACUGUCGCUAUUGCCGAGUCCCGCGGGUAUGCUAUUAAGGUUCCGUGAAUAUAAGAGCGCGCUGCAAGCGGACAUCCGCAAGGCUUUCUUCAUGGUCAAGGUUAAUCCUGAAGACUGUCCGUACCUGCGUUUCUUGUGGCCCGGUCGAAGCGACAGCGACGAACUGUUAACCUGGAGGUUAACGAAACUGCCAUUUGGCGUAAAUUGCUCGCCAUACAUGCUUACUGCGGUGAUUCAGCAUCACUUCAAGGAGCUACGUGCGCUGUCUGCACCCAAAGAGCGAGACCGUAUUGAUCUCUUGCUCACGAGUUUCUACGUUGACGAUUUGGUCUCUAGUGUCUCAAAUGCCCCGUAA